AUGAAGUCUCUUCUCGCGUUCGCCUCUGUCCUAGCGGCGGCUCUUGUGUCUGCCCAGACGUUGCCGGACAUCCCGGGUUGUUCGAUGCAGUGUUUUCUUGAUGCUCUGAUGAAUGACGGCUGUCCGGGACUGAUGGACUUUGGCUGUCAUUGUCAGAAACCCGAACUCGUCAGCAAGGUCACGCCCUGUGUGAAGUCGUCCUGUGGGAUCCCGGAACAGGCGACGGUGUCCGACGUGGUCAUGAAGCAGUGCGCCUCGGCGGGCCAUGCCAUUUCGAUCCCACCGGUUGGUGAGGCGACGCCCACGGCUACCGCAACCAGUUCGACCGACACUGCGUCCAGCUCGGUCUCACCCCCAUCCAAUACCAUGUCGUCGUCUGGAACGGGAGCGGUCACGGAAACCCCGUCGGGCGCCGGGUCGAUGACACUACCCACGGAAUCAUCCACAGGGGGUCCCCAGCCCGGCUCGUCCAACACGGCCUCGCCAACGCACAAAACGUCGACCUCGUCCACUUCGUCGACCAUGCCAGGGCAGACCCAUUCUGGCGGCGCCGCUCCCCCGGUCUUUACUGGCGAUGCGACACAUGUCAAGCACAACAUCGCGGGAGUUGCGGCUGCGGCUGCCGCCAUUGUGCUGUUUUAA
Aspergillus campestris IBT 28561 is the source of this 642-nucleotide messenger RNA. RefSeq names its product CFEM domain-containing protein. Bases 1 to 642 code for a protein of 213 amino acids. NCBI's taxonomy places the organism in Eukaryota, Fungi, Ascomycota, Eurotiomycetes, Eurotiales, Aspergillaceae. The record is from RefSeq and is a predicted model, not a curated record. The transcript has 3 exons.